Molecule: messenger RNA, 266 nt
Organism: Paramecium primaurelia
Lineage: Eukaryota; Ciliophora; Oligohymenophorea; Peniculida; Parameciidae
Source: the annotation of a GenBank genome assembly
CUCUAAUUGAGACAGGUAAACAGAUAAUGGAUUAGUUUAGUUUCCAAUAUGAUUUCAAGUUCUGGAAGGCCAACAGAUUUGAUGUAUUCUAAACAUAGGAUAAAGUAGUAAAUAUGAAAUAUUUAAUCCUAAUAGGGUUAUGGACAAAUAAUGUAUAGGGAAAAAAAUGUCAAGGUUUAAACUAAAUAGAGAGGGAGAUAAAAAAUAAAAAAGGAUUGAUAGAAUUACUAUGGAUUAAAAAAGGGAAGAGUGAUUAUUUAUGAUGA